AGUAUAAGGAGGUGGUGUGGGUUGGUAAAUGAUGGUUUAAAGGAUGAAAAUUUUUAAAGAUAGAGAAAAUUAAUGAUGGCCUUGAAUUCUGAUUGCGGUAAAAGGUGGUGGGGGGUUAAAAUUAUCAUUGUAAAGGUAAUUUUUUUUUUAAUGUAUAUGAGAGUAAAUUCGUAAAUAUAUUUUAUUUUACGGGCGUUAGUUAGAGAUUUGAGGGCGGUAUUUAACAACCCCUUUAUUUUCCGCGCUUUUACGACACCAUCACACGCAUACUCUCGAGCAUACUCAUUACCGGAAAACCCUGUCGUCUUCUCGCAUCACCACUGUAACGUCUUAGUAGCAGAGGAGAGACAAAAAUGGUGAAGGUACGUAUGAACACGGCCGAUGUAGCCGCCGAAGUGAAAUGCCUUCGAAACUUGAUUGGUAUGCGAUGUUCCAAUAUUUACGACAUCUCUCCCAAGACUUAUAUGUUCAAGUUGAUGAAUAGUAGUGGAAUUACAGAAUCUGGGGAGAGUGAGAAGGUUUUGUUGUUGAUUGAAAGUGGUGUUAGGUUGCAUACAACUGAAUACGUCCGGGAUAAGAGUAAUACACCAUCUGGGUUUACUCUAAAAUUGAGGAAGCAUAUUCGCACUAAAAGGCUUGAAGAUGUCAGGCAGCUUGGGUAUGAUAGGAUUAUUGUUUUCCAGUUUGGAUUGGGUGCCCAUGCGUACUACAUCAUAUUGGAGCUUUAUGCUCAAGGAAACAUUAUUCUUACUGAUCCAGAUUACACUGUCUUGACUCUUCUUCGGUCUCAUAGAGAUGAUGAUAAAGGUUUUGCAAUCAUGUCGCGGCACCGAUACCCAAUUGAAUCGUGUCGAAAAUUUGAACGAAGCUCCCGCAUCAAGCUGAAGGAAGCUCUUGCAGCUUCAUAUGAUCAGGGUGGUGAAGAUGAGGAAAUCAAAGCUGCCAAAGAUGGAGGCACAGUUUUAGACACAUCAAAAGUAAAACAAAGUGCUAAAAAGGGUGGAAAAGUUCCUGAUUCGAACAAGACUGGAAAUGAUGGCUCUCGUGCAAAACAGCGAACUUUGAAGAUAGUCCUUGGAGAGGGAUUAGGCUAUGGUCCUCAGCUGUCUGAACAUAUUAUAUUGGAUGCAGGUUUGGCACCAAGCAUGAAAAUUUCUAAAGAUAACAAGCUGGAUGAGGAUAUAGUUGAAAUUUUGGGCCAAGCUGUGAGCAGGUUUGAGGAUUGGCUCGAGGAUGUUAUACAUGGAACUAAAGUUCCUGAAGGAUACAUACUAAUGCAAGCAAUGAAACCAGGGGGAAAGGACUGUGUUACCUCAAAGCCAGAGAGUUCCAGCAAGAUAUAUGAUGAAUAUUGCCCUAUUUUACUAAAUCAAUUCAAAUCACGUGAUUGUUUGAAGUUUGAAACAUUUGAUGCAGCUUUGGAUGAAUUCUACAGUAAGAUUGAGAGUCAGAGAUCUGAGCAGCAGCAAAAAGCAAAAGAAGGAUCUGCUAUGCAAAAGCUCGAUAAAAUACGCAUGGAUCAGGAAAAUCGUGUGGUCACUUUGAGAAAAGAAGUUGAGCAUUCUGUUAGAAUGGCACAAUUGAUUGAAUAUAACUUGGAGGAUGUUGAUGCUGCUAUCUUGGCUGUCCGUGUCGCUCUAGCAAAUGGUAUGAAUUGGGAAGAUCUUGCACGUAUGGUGAAGCAAGAAAAAAAAUCUGGAAAUCCAGUGGCUGGUUUAAUUGACAAGCUCUAUUUGGAAAAGAACUGCAUGACGCUUCUGUUGAGCAAUAAUCUUGAUGAGAUGGAUGAUGAUGAAAAGACAUUUCCAGCAGAUAAGGUAGAAGUUGAUUUAUCCCUCUCAGCGCAUGGUAAUGCUCGUCGGUGGUAUGACAUGAAAAAAAAACAAGAGAACAAACAGGACAAGACUAUUACCGCUCAUGAAAAGGCUUUUAAAGCAGCUGAGAGAAAAACACGUCUCCAGCUCUCAAAGGAAAAAGCAGUCGCCACAAUAUCUCAUAUGCGUAAAGUCCAUUGGUUUGAGAAAUUCAAUUGGUUCAUCAGCAGUGAAAACUAUUUGGUUAUCAGUGGACGUGAUGCUCAGCAAAAUGAGAUGAUUGUUAAGCGUUAUAUGUCAAAAGGGGAUUUGUAUGUGCAUGCUGAUAUGCAUGGAGCUUCAAGUACUAUAAUAAAGAAUCACAAGCCGGAGCCCAGUCCCCCCUUGACAUUGAAUCAAGCUGGAAGUUAUACUGUUUGCCUCAGUAAGGCAUGGGACUCAAAAAUUGUUACUAGUGCUUGGUGGGUCUACCCUCACCAAGUCAGUAAAUCUGCUCCGACGGGAGAAUAUCUUACAGUGGGAAGUUUCAUGAUACGUGGAAAGAAGAAUUUUCUUCCUCCCCAUCCUCUUAUAAUGGGUUUUGGUAUGUUGUUCCGUGUGGAUGAAAGUUCUUUAGGAUUGCAUUUAAAUGAAAGACGAGUUAGAGGUGAGGAUGAGGCAUCAAAUGCUCUCCAAGAAAAUGGGAACGUGGAAAUAUCUGACUCUGACUCAGAUAGUGUAGCUACAGAGCACAAUUUAGAGAAAGAUAAUGAUAGGAGCAUAACUUCAGAACUCUUAGAAGGAUCAUUGAGCCAUAGUUCUGCUCAAGAUGACAGUAUAUCCUAUCCCAAAACAGAAGUUCUAGAAGAAUCUGGAAUUAAGAGUAAUUCUCCUUCUCCAGUACAUGAUUCUGAAGGAAAGAAAAAUUCUGCUGUUUCAGUUCAACUAGAGGAUCUCAUUGAUAGAGCUCUUGAGCUUGGAUCUGGUGCUGUCUCUGGUAGAAGUUAUGAACAGACUUCGCAACUUACUAAAUCUGAAGAAUUAAAAACUCAAGAGAAAACAGUAUCUAUCAAAGAGAAACCUCAUAUUUCCAAAGCUGAGAGGAGGAAAUUAAAGAAAGGCCAGAAAAUUGAUGAUGAACAGACAAUUGAUGUGCAAGGAGAAGUAGAUGAAGGUCAUUCUUCAACCAUUAAGUCUGAAAACAAAAAUUUAUCUGCUGCUGGUGGAAAAAUUGCUCGUGGUAAGAGGGGUAAGCUUAAAAAGAUGAAGGAGAAAUAUGCAGACCAGGAUGAGGAAGAAAGGAGCAUUCGAAUGACUCUACUUGCGUCCGCUGGAAAGGCACUGGAUGACAAGAAUGAAAAUGAUGCCCAAGAUCAAAAUAUGGCAACAAGCACAAGAAAGGAACUUCAUGGCGGCUCAGAAGAUGUUCUGAAACUAUGCUAUAAGUGUAAGAAGCCUGGUCAUCUCUCUCGUGAAUGCCCAGAACUGUUUGAAGGUAUAUCACAUGAGCAUAAGAAUGGGAAGCUUGAGAAUCCUGAUGAAGAUUCAGCUAUUGCUGCUUCUGAGAUGGAACAGUUGGCAAUGGAGGAGGACGAUAUACAUGAGAUAGGUGAAGAAGAAAAAGGGAAGCUUAAUGAUGUGGAUUAUUUGACUGGUAACCCACUACCGAAUGAUGUUCUUUUAUAUGCUGUGCCUGUCUGUGGUCCAUGUAAUGCAUUGCAAACGUACAAAUACCGAGUGAAGAUAGUUCCCGGCACGGCAAAGAAAGGAAAAGCUGCAAAAACUGCGAUGAAUUUGUUUAAUUACAUGCCUGAAGCAUCCAGCCGAGAGAAGGAGCUCAUGAAAGCAUGUACUGAUCCUGAACUGGUUGCGGCUAUGAUUGGAAACUCAAAGAUUACUGCUGCGGGCUUAAGUCAAUUGAAGCAGAAGCAAAAGAAAGGAAAGAAAGCUGCUAGCAAAGCCGGAGGCUAGCUCCAUCUGUCAAUCUGGAGAUUACUGCUGAGGCUGUCCUACAAUGGCCACAUGAAUCUUGUUUUGUACAGAAAGCUGCACUUUAGUUUUGCUGUCAUAGAAUUUACUCCUGCCUUUUAACAGCCAUUUCACAGGGUUGAGAAACUGACUAUACAAACUCAGAAAUUCUUACAUACUUCAACUUCGCUCAUAAUCAUAGAGGAUCUCUUGUGGAGCUUUACAUGAACUUUGUUGAGCCUGCAACACAACCAGGCAUUCAGUGAAAAUUUUGAAAGGAUAGAAUCAGCUAGGUGAUGGGAAUAUGGUAAAAGUACUAUAGAAAUUAUACAAGGAUACAUGAAUUUGGAACUUGAUGGAGUAACCUAAGACAUAAAUAAGAGCCUACUACUAUGUAACAAUGUAAAUGCGGGAGUCAUGAUAUUUCUAUGUCGGCAAUUCAGCGAACUCUAAAACUUUGUUGAAACUUGAAACUAACCAACUCGAGUUCUUUCAUAGUUAGUUGAACUUCAACUUCGUUAAUA
This is a messenger RNA of Chenopodium quinoa (quinoa), 4285 nucleotides long. RefSeq names its product nuclear export mediator factor NEMF-like. Gene Ontology annotation, cellular component: RQC complex. NCBI's taxonomy places the organism in Eukaryota, Viridiplantae, Streptophyta, Magnoliopsida, Caryophyllales, Amaranthaceae. Gene Ontology annotation, biological process: rescue of stalled cytosolic ribosome; ribosome-associated ubiquitin-dependent protein catabolic process. Gene Ontology annotation, molecular function: ribosomal large subunit binding; tRNA binding; zinc ion binding. The record is from RefSeq and is a predicted model, not a curated record.